Patella vulgata (common limpet) is the source of this 4025-nucleotide messenger RNA. RefSeq names its product isocitrate dehydrogenase [NADP] cytoplasmic. The record is from RefSeq and is a predicted model, not a curated record. Gene Ontology annotation, cellular component: mitochondrion; peroxisome; cytosol. Gene Ontology annotation, molecular function: magnesium ion binding; NAD binding; isocitrate dehydrogenase (NADP+) activity. Bases 76 to 1308 code for a protein of 410 amino acids. NCBI's taxonomy places the organism in Eukaryota, Metazoa, Mollusca, Gastropoda, Patellidae. Gene Ontology annotation, biological process: isocitrate metabolic process. The transcript is spliced from 12 exons.
CGUGGCACCGGUAAUCAGUUCAGCCCCGUUUGUUGUUGAGAGAAGUCUAUUGUGCGUGAAACCUUAUCUUCUAAAAUGGGAAAAAUAAAAGGUGGUGCCGUUGUUGAAAUGCAAGGAGAUGAGAUGACAAGAAUCAUCUGGGAUUUGAUCAAGGAAAAGUUAAUUAAUCCGUUUGUGGAUUUAGAGAUACAUUCAUAUGAUCUUGGUAUAGAACACAGAGAUGCUACUGAUGAUCAAGUUACAAUUGAUGCAGCCAAUGCUAUUCGCAAGUAUAAUGUUGGUAUUAAAUGUGCUACUAUAACUCCUGAUGAGAAAAGAGUAGAAGAAUUUAAACUUAAAAAGAUGUGGAAAUCACCAAAUGGAACAAUUCGAAAUAUUUUAGGGGGAACCGUAUUCCGUGAAGCCAUUAUAUGUAAGAAUAUUCCACGUCUUGUACCAGGUUGGACUAAGAGUAUUGUUAUUGGGCGUCAUGCUUUUGGGGAUCAGUAUAAAGCAACAGACUUUGUGGUUGGUGGAGCUGGUAAAUUAGAGAUGACCUUCACCCCUGCUAAUGGUGGGGAGAAACAACAAUACACAGUUUUUGACUUCAAGGAAUCUGGUGGUGUUGCUAUGGGAAUGUACAAUACUGAUGCUAGUAUCACCGAUUUUGCUCACAGUUCAAUGAAGUUUGCUUUACAAAAGGAAUGGCCUCUUUAUUUAAGUACAAAAAACACAAUUUUAAAGAAAUAUGACGGUCGAUUUAAAGAUAUCUUCCAGGAGAUUUAUGAUAAUCAAUAUAAGAAAGAGUAUGAAGCUAAGGGUAUAUGGUAUGAACAUCGAUUAAUAGAUGAUAUGGUAGCUUAUGCUAUGAAAUCUGAAGGUGGAUUUGUUUGGGCAUGUAAAAACUAUGAUGGUGAUGUACAGUCUGAUUCUGUAGCUCAAGGAUUUGGAUCACUGGGUAUGAUGACAAGUGUUUUGAUUUGUCCUGAUGGUCAAACUGUAGAGGCUGAAGCUGCUCAUGGUACCGUUACUAGACAUUAUAGAUUCCAUCAACAAGGAAAAGAAACAUCUACAAACCCUAUUGCAUCUAUAUUUGCAUGGACAAGAGGUUUAGCUCAUCGUGCUAAAUUAGAUAGCAACAGUGAAUUAGAUAGAUUUGCUACUAAUUUAGAACAAGUUUGUGUUGAGACAAUUGAAAAUGGAAGUAUGACCAAAGAUUUAGCUAUAUGUAUAAAAGGAAUGAGCAAUGUAAAAAGAGCAGAUUAUUUGAAUACGUUUGAAUUUUUGGACAAAUUAGCUGAAAAUUUGACCAAGAAAAUGUCCAGUUGACUUUCACAAUCAUCUAGUAAAUUAUAAUAUUUUGUUUAUUUGUUAGUGUAUUUAGGAGAUAGUACACAGAAUUUAUCAUAUACAUUUUUUACCAUACACAUACAUGGAUUAAUUAGUUAUAUCUAAGGCCAUAUCAAAAAAAUAUUCCGAUUCUCAGAUAAUCCAGCAUCACUUGAUAAGAGCUGCAUUACCUGUUUUUAUUUCAAAAAAUAAAAACAGUCCCAUUAAUUACCACAUGUAAAUAAUUUACCCCAGAUACAGGAAGUAACUUUAUAAAUCUUUUUAAUUAAUCCACAGUCUCUGAUCAAUGUUAAUGACAACUAUAAAUGAUACUAGAUAAUCAUACAAUCCUAUAAACGGAUAAAUGUAUUGCCUUGAAAUGUGAUUUAGCCAAAUAAUGAUCCUUUGACAAAAUAAAAACCUGCCUUCUGCAUCAGAUAUUUGGUAAGGAUUGUCUGAGAACCAGAAUAUAUUUUUUGUAUGGCCUAAGGUUGUGGUAAAUGAUGGUGGAGCUGAUUGCAGUCCUAUAAAUAUCAAAGCUGUAAUUUUUAGCAUCUAGUCAAGACACAGAUUGAAAAUAAACACCUGAUUUUGGAAGUGUAUUACCUUAUUUAAAAAUUUGAGAAUUCAGAAUCACUCAAGUAUGACUAGUUAAAGUAGGAAUAUUGUAGGCCUAUACAUGUACAGCUUUUAGUCUUUAUGUUAAGGCCAUAUAUAAAAAAUAUUCUGUUUCUCAGAUAAUCCUGCAUCACCCGUUUUAUUUCAAAAAAUAAUAACUGUCUCAUUAAUUAGUGCAUGUAAAUGUUUUACCCUGUCACAGGAAGUAGCUCUAAAAUGAUUCCGGAAAUGUACAUAGGUUCAUUUAUCAAGUACACAACUCUGAUAAAUGAUACUGACAAUCAUAAUUGAUACUGGAUAAUCAUACAUUUCUAAUAAACUAGAUAAUGAGAUAAAUGUAGUGCCUUGACUUUAAAUGCAAUGUUUAUGAGAUGUCACAUAACCCAGUAGUGAUCCUUUGACAAAAUAAAAACACAAAAAAAAAUCCCCUACCCUUCCGCAUCAGAUUUUUUAGUAAGGAUCGUCUGAGAGCCAGAAUAUUUUUUUUGUAUGGCCUUAUUAAAAUAUUUUUAAAGUUUUUAUAGAUAUUAGUUUUGGAAAAUAUGAAUAUUGCUGUAUCAAAUAAUCAAACUACCACAGCUUAUAUUGAUUUAUUAAAUUUGCACAUAUUGGUAAUAAAUUUUCUUUGUUGGAAAGCGUUGAGUUUGAUAGAUUAAAUUCUGUCAUCAAUAGCUUUCUUAGGGACUGUCACAAAAUUUCACCACUUGUAUCCAAACGAAUAAUCCGUAUAACAUGGUGAGUGGAUAAAAAAUGACAGAUUAAAUGUCGGUUAUUUUGUAUUAAACACACAUCAAAAUCCAUUUGUAUCAACAUUUUCUUAUUCUGUUGGUGCAGGUGGGUGUACGGGGCUAGAUCUAUCCACGGUUUUUCGGUUAUUCGUUUGAAUGCAAUCAGCAAGUGUUGAAGUUUUGAGAUGGUCCCUUAUUAUCUGUAGUGUUACAUUAUGUCCUAAAGUCACUUCUAAAAGCUUAUAGUGUUCCAGCAUCAACAUUUGGUAAAAAGAUGAGUUUCAUUUUUCUUUAAAUUCAGCGAAUGUUUUAUGUCUUGGAUGAUCAUUCUUGAGAUCUCAUUGAAUUAAACUGCCCAAUUAUUAAUUAUUAAUCAAACUGCCCAAUUAUUUUACAUCAUUUUAAUUAAUUAAAUUAUUAAUUCUCAUGAAAUAUCCAUUUAAAUCCACAUUAUUGUAUGCCAAAGAUUCAUGCAUAAACUUUUUCACGAAUUGUAAAAUCUCUAAUCAAUUAUAGUUUUUGUUCUUCAGGAAUGCCUAUUAAAAUUUAUCUUCCUAUUUCAUCUGGAAACAAAAUAUAAGUUUUUUAAAAAAAAAGUACUUGGUUGUUCUUCUCAAACCGUUUAGUUCAACAUUUUGAAGUUUUGAAAUUUUAAACAAAACAUUGUUCACAAGCUAGACUUGAGAUCUGGAAGAUCCCAAUAACAUGGUGUAUGUACUUAACAAAUGCUAGCUUAAAUUUAAUGGACUAACUUUUGUACCAGUAUUUUUUCUGUAAUGUUCAUGAGUAAGAGCUCCAUUUAAUAUAUAUACUGUUAAUGUAUCUAUCAUUUAUUUGUUGAAAAGUCUGGUCAAAUGGACAAUAAAACCACCUUUGUUUUAGCAAGCAAAUAACCACAUAUAAAUAUUGCAGUGACAUUUUUCCAUUUCCAUAUUUAUGCUCAAUGAUCCUUCCUACAUCUAACUCUUGUGUAUAUGAGCUCCAUUUAAUUUAUCUGCUGUCAAUUGAAAUGCUUCUGCCGUUUAUUUGCAUUGUACACUUAUAGUGGUUUAUCUUCAUUCCUGUAAGUAAUUAAACAUGUUUUAUAAGAGCAGGGUAUGCUGUUUACACUGGUACUUUCUGAAACACUUGAUACCACUUCCCGUUUAUUUUGGGAGUCACAUUGCUAAAAAUGUUUUCUUUUACCUUUUAAAAUUAAAGCUAGUCUUAAUAAUUUAUCCUUGUUAAUAUAUAUUAGAUUGGCUGGUUAUAUCACACUAUUUUACACUAAGAUUUAUAUAAUUAGAUUUACUUUCAAAUCUUUCAAUAAAUAUACAAUAUUAUGAAUAUUACUGUAUUUAUUUACAUGGUUUACCUAAUACAAAAACAUAA